UGCACAAUUCAAAUAUUUGCAUGGUAAAGGGCUCUUAAUAUCAAAAAUACUUUCUUCUUACUCAAAAGUCUUUCAAGGAGGAAAAAAAAAGUAUACUUAUCCUCCCUCCAAAUAAAUGACCUUCCAGUUUGGAGUGUGCCAAAAGUCCAUUUAUACUUGGUCUCUAAGCAUGCCUCAAUCAAGGCAGCUUCUCUUCAGUGGAGCACUAUACCCAACGUUGAUGUGUCUGCCAGCAUGCGGCCCCUAAAACUGUGAGAUCAUCGCUUACCACCAGACGCAGUAGUCACAAGACAAGCUUUUUUUUCAUCAACGAUGGGUGUAUGUGAUGUAAGAGUGCUUUUUCUAGAAUCUUACAACUCUCAUAACAAUUUUAUGCCCUGAGAUCAUACAUAUCUUUCAUGCUUCUCUUCUUCAUUGUUAUCAUUUCCACCGACAUCUGAUGAUACAUGUUUAUUCUUUCUCUCAAUCGCUGUCUUCACCUGUGCCUCAGCCACUCCCCCAUUCAUUUGCUGGUUUCUGCAUAACCAGUUUAGCCUCCCUCCCAGUUCAGUCUAUAUAACAUGCUGUAGUGGCACUUUAGACUCACUUUUCCUGUAUUACACACGAGCGUACGUUUCCUUCUGUGAGAUCUUUGGGGAUUUAACCAUGUCGCUUGACCAGGACCUCUGUUACCUCUGCAAGGAAGAUCUAAGGGAGCCUGUUUCAAUCCCAUGCGGUCACAUUUUCUGCUCUGUCUGUAUCAAGACCUAUUGGGAUCAUGCAGACCACACUGGACAGUACAUGUGUCCCCAGUGCAGGGUCACCUACAACAAGAGGCCCAAUCCACGCCGCCUGGAGUCCUCACGUCAUUCAUCUUCAUCCCUCAGAAACUCAGACUCUUUCCCACCGGCCCCUCCGGCCCCUGACUACAAAUAUGCGGGACCCCAGGAUGUGGGCUGUGACAUCUGCAUUGGGAAGAAGCUGAAAGCUGUCAAGUCUUGUCUGAUGUGUCUUGCUUCCUACUGCGAGAAGCACUUGAAGCCCCAUUACGAAUCAUCAACCUUCAAACGACAUAAGUUGGUCGAUGAGAUCGGACACCUUGACCGUCAGAUUUGCCCGCAGCACCAGAAAGGUCUGGAGCUUUAUUGCCGGACAGACCAAAUGUGUAUCUGCGUGUUGUGUACAGUGAAAGAGCAUAAGGCCCACGACAUGGUGUCUGCUGAACAGGAAAGGGCGGAAAUGCAGCAACGGUUGGGCGCCACCCAAGCUGAGAUUCAGGAAAAGAUCCAUGACAGAGUGAAGCAAAUGGAAGAGUUAAAACAGGCUGUGGAUGCACUCAAGAGUUCAGCACAGCGGGCCUUGCAGGAGAGUGAAAAGAUGUUUGGUGACAUGCUUCAUUCCAUUGAAAGAAUGCAACAGGAAAUGACCAAACUCAUCUCAACCAAUAAGAAGGCUGCACUUAACACUGCUGAAGGCCACAUGGAGCGUCUGGGCCAUGAAAUUGCUGACCUGAAGAGGAGAGACAAUGAGCUGACACAACUCUCUCGCACUGAGGACCAUAUCCAUUUCAUCCAGAGUUACCAUAUGCUGAUUGCCCAGACUGAUGCCGAGGAGCUGCCCUCUGUUACCGUGAACCCUUACUUUUCCUUUGGCACUGUUACCAAAACUGUCUCUGAGAUGAAACAACAUCUAAAUGAGUUCAGCAAUGAAGAGCUGGUCAAGGUGGCAAAGACAGUGAACAAAAUGCCAUUCUGCCAGCUAGACGACCGUAAGAAGAGAAGGUCUAUCAAGUCUGAUGAUGUUGACAUGUACAAGAGUCCCAGCAGCACUCCCCGGACAAGAGAUGAGUUCCUCCAGUAUGCCUGCAAGCUUACACUGGACCCCAACACAGCAUACAGACAGCUAUACCUCUCCCGAAACAACCAGAAAGCAGCACUAAAGAGAGACCCUCAGGCUUAUAAUGACAGUAACCAGAGAUUUGACUGCCUGCCCCAGGUCUUGUGUAAAGAGGCUCUUUCAGGAGGUGCCUACUACUGGGAGGUGGAGUGGAGCGGGGAGGGAGUCUCAAUUGGUGUCACUUUUAAAGGUAUCAAGAGAACGGGUUACGGAGACUCAGCUCGUAUUGGCUACAACCGCAAGUCCUGGAGUCUCUUCUGCUCUGACUCCAGCUACUCAGCUCGACACAAUAAAGACCAGGUUGAGAUUAACACACCCUACUCUUCCCGUAUCGGGGUGUUCCUGGACUGUGCAGGAGGCACUCUUUCAUUUUACACUGUGUCUGAGUCCAUGUCACUUAUUCAUCAGUUUAAAGCCUCUUUCAGUGAGCCUGUAUAUCCUGGCUUCUGGGUCUGGUAUGAGUCUUCUAUCACUAUUUCUCAGUUGUAAAUGAUUAAACCGGACAGGGGAUAUGAGGGCAUUACUACCAU
Molecule: messenger RNA, 2405 nt
Organism: Carassius carassius (crucian carp)
Lineage: Eukaryota; Metazoa; Chordata; Actinopteri; Cypriniformes; Cyprinidae
Product: tripartite motif-containing protein 16-like
Exons: 7
Coding region: 646-2364 (572 amino acids)
Molecular function (GO): zinc ion binding; protein binding
Source: RefSeq, a predicted model, not a curated record